Messenger RNA from Nerophis lumbriciformis (worm pipefish), 6170 nucleotides. It is a transcript of the gene vav3a, whose product is annotated as guanine nucleotide exchange factor VAV3. Gene Ontology annotation, molecular function: protein binding; guanyl-nucleotide exchange factor activity. Gene Ontology annotation, biological process: cell migration; intracellular signal transduction; regulation of GTPase activity. NCBI's taxonomy places the organism in Eukaryota, Metazoa, Chordata, Actinopteri, Syngnathiformes, Syngnathidae. Gene Ontology annotation, cellular component: cytoplasm; plasma membrane. The record is from RefSeq and is a predicted model, not a curated record.
CAUCCUCACACCGACUCUAUCCGCCCGUCCUCCCGCUCCCUUCUCACCAUGGACGCGCUUUAAGGAGCACCGUCCCAGCUCGCCACAGAUCCGGAAUCCGAACUACCGCCGACUCGACGGAGAGGAGUAAUGAUGGAAUAUUGGCGGCAAUGCGCGCUGUGGCUGAUCCACUGCAAGGUGCUUCCAGCCAACCACCGGGUGACGUGGGAGACCGCGCAGGUAUUCGACCUGGCCCAGACCCUCCGGGAUGGAGUCCUCCUCUGCCAUCUGCUCAACAACCUCCAGCCGCACUCCAUCAACCUCAAGGAGAUCAACCUGCGACCUCAAAUGUCACAGUUCCUGUGCCUGAAGAACAUCAGGACUUUCCUGACAGUGUGCAGCUACACAUUCGGCAUGAAGAAAAGCGAGCUGUUCGAGGCGUUCGACCUGUUUGACGUCAGAGACUUCGGAAAGGUGAUGGACAGUCUGUCCAAGCUGUCACACACACUGGCAGCACAGGAGAGUGGAAAUAGGCCUUUCCCCACUGAAGAAAGUGUUGAAGACGAGGACAUCUACAACCACCUGGAGGACCUGAUAGAUGAGAACGGGGUGGACGACGAGGAGGACCUUUACGACUGCGUGUAUGACGAUGAAACUGGUGGUGAGAUCUACGAGGACCUGAUGAAAACGGAAGCUCACCCUCCCCCGGUGUUCCAGAAACAAGCUGAGAUUGACAUCAGGAGUUGCUGUUUGACGGAAAUCAAGCAGACCGAGGAGAAAUUCACUGAUACCCUGGAUUCUAUAGAGAAGAACUUUAUGACGCCUCUCACUGUGUUUUUAUCCACCACCGAGAUGGAGAAAGUGUUUGUGAAUAUUCCGGACCUGGUAAAAGUACACAAAUGUUUACUGCAAGAAAUCCAAGACUCAGUCCAACACAGAAGUGCCCAAAACCUUUACCAGGUCUUUAUAACUUUCAAAGAAAGGUUGCUUAUUUAUGGGAAAUACUGCAGCGACGUGGAGACAGCCAUCGCCACCCUGGACAUCAUAUGCAAGGACAGAGAGGAUGUCCGCAUGAAGCUGGAGGAGUGUUCCAAAAGAGCAAACUACGGCAAGUUCACCCUAAGGGACCUGCUGGUGGUCCCCAUGCAGCGGGUGUUGAAGUACCACCUCCUGCUGCAGGAGCUGGUUAAACACACCCAUGAUGCCGGAGACAAGAGCAACCUGCGGAAGGCUUUAGACGCCAUGAAGGACUUGGCUCAAUACGUCAACGAAGUCAAGAGAGACAACGAGACGCUCCGAGAAAUAGACCAGUAUCAGAAAUCCAUUGAAAACCUGAACCACACUCUGAGUAACUACGGGAGACCCAAAGGGGACGGCGAAGUACGAGUGUCCUCGGUGGACAAACGAGCUAAACAGGACAGGCAUAUAUUCCUGUUCGAUGCCGCGGUCAUUGUUUGCAAGAGGCGAGGCGACAACUACGAGAUGAAAGACGUGAUUGACUUGCACCUCUUCAAGAUCACAAACAACCCCACGUCGGACAAGGAAAACCGAAAGUGGUCCCACGGAUUCUACCUCACGCACAACCUGGGCCAGAAUGGCUUUGAGUUCUUCUUCAAGACCAAAGAGCUGAAAAAGAAGUGGCUGGAGCAGUUUGGCAUGGCCAUAUCCAACAUUCGUCCUGAGAACGCCACCAACAAUUUCCACGAGUUUCACAUGCACACUUUUGAAAGAAUCACCUCCUGCAAUUCUUGCCACAUGCUGCUGAGGGGUGUGUUUAACCAGGGCUAUCUGUGCUCCAAGUGCGGCUUAGGGGCCCAUAAAGAAUGCCUGGGCCGCUUGGGCUGCUGUGGGAAAACAGAUCCUGGCGGCGUCAGAACUCAGGUUAAAGACCGAGAUCCAGGUCUCCCCAAGAUGCUGGUCAUCAGGAACUACUUUGGCGUGCCGAGCCCGACGUCCGGCCCGGCGCUCAGCAUCCAGACGGGUGACAUCAUCGAAUUAAUCUGUGCCGACCUUCACAGCCCCUGGUGGCAGGGCAAAAUCCUGUCAACAAAAGAAGUUGGCUCCUUUCCAAGCGACGCCGUGAAGCCCUGCCCUUGUGUCCCAAAGCCCAUUGAUUACUCCUCUCAACCAUGGUUUGCUGGGCCAAUGGAGAGACUCCAGGCAGAGGCAGAACUCAUCAACCGAGUCAACAGCACCUACUUGGUUCGCCAUCGCAGCAGAGAGUACACGGAGUACGCCAUCAGUAUCAAGUACAACAACGACGUGAAGCACAUAAAGAUUCUGACCAAGGAGAGCUGCUUCCACAUCGCCGAGAAUAAGAAGUUUAGGAGCCUAUUUGAACUAAUUGAGUACUACAAACACCACUCCCUCAAAGAAGGUUUUAGAAGUCUGGACACCACGCUGCAGUAUCCGUACCGGGAAGUGGAGAACUCCACAAUGCACCGUUUCAACCGCUCUGGUGGCAACACCCCAUUGCUCUGCGGCCUCUCUAUUGUAACCCCCGCCGGCUACAGCUUUGUACCUCCUUCCUCUGCUCCCUUUUGGUCAGUGUUUACGCCCAAGGUGAUCGGCGUGGCCAUCGCCCGCUACGACUUCAGCUCACGUGACACGCGAGAACUCUCGCUGCAGGAGGGCGACGUGGUGAAGAUUUACACCAAGUCCGGAGCCAACGGGUGGUGGAGGGGCGAGGUCAACGGCAGGAUCGGCUGGUUCCCGUCCACGUACGUAGAAGAAGGUGAGGAGUGAACGCCCCCGGCGAGGAGAAGAACGCCGACCAAUCAGCUGAGAGCCAGCGAGGCCUUGUUGCUUUCACUCCUCCAGAGGCCUUCAGGAGCAAAUAAAGGGAAGAGAAAAAGGGCUCUGCUCAAGUAACGUCAUGGUCUGCAGGCAGCAGCUUGCCUGUCAGCGGGGCGGGAGAGCUCGCCAGACUUCCUCGCCUCGCUAUCCAUCAUUUUUCCCGCCUCUUUCUGCCCCCCCAACCACCGUUUUUUUGCUGCCAACUUGGUUCCUGGAAUAUUUCUCACAGGUUCCACUCUUCCUGUGUGGUAUUGAUGACUCACGGCAGCCCCGCCCCCCCGCCAGAUUGCCACCACGGCGGUCUCACGCAGGAUACGUCGAGAUAAAGACGGCGUCCGCGCAAUUGAUGGCCGUUGUUCCGCUUUCCCCCCUCGCCGCUCACAUUCCUUAUCUCCGCAGCAGACUCUAGUGUUUUGGCUGGUGAGUGAUCCCUCGCUUAUCGCCCGCCACUCCGGCGACGGGAGCCCGUCCGCGGGAGGCGUUAUCUAAUUGGGAGGUAUUUUACGGUCUGACCCGUCGUCGUCAAAUACAACAAUCUGUUAUUUAAAAUCUUUGUUUCUCUUAUUUUGUGCCCCUGUUUGAACCAUUUUUAUUCCUGAGCAAAAUAGGCUGCAUGAAAGCCAACGUCCACUGUAGUGGACAUUUGUGUUGCCGUGACAGGGCUGGCAAUUUUUUAAACAGACCGAAAAGUAACGUCCACCACAAUGGACACUGGUUCUCAGGAAGGAUGUAGAUUAAACAGCAUUAAUAUUAAAUAUGGUGGGGUUCGACAGCCUGAAAGCCAACGUCCACUGUAGUGGACAUUUGUGUGGCCGUGACAGGGCUGGCAAUUGUUUAAACAGACCGAAAAGUAACGUCCACCACAGAGGACACUGGUUCUCAGGAAGGAUGUAGAUUAAACAGCAUUAAUAUUAAAUAUGGUGGGGUUCGACAGCCUGAAAGCCAUCGUCCACUGUAAUGGACAUCUAUGUUGCUGCGAAAUGGGCUGGCAAUUUUUAAAAACUCCGACGACAACAACAGACCGAAAAGCAACGUGCACUACAAUGGACACUAGUUCUGAGGAAGAAUGUAGAUUAUACAGCAUUAAUAUUAAAUAAGGCGGGGUUCGACAACUUGAAAGCCAGCGUCCACUGUAGUGGACAUUUGUGUGGCCGUGAUAGGGCUGGCAAUUUUUUAAACAGACCGAAAAGUAACGUCCACCACAAUGGACAUUGGUUCUCAGGAAGGAUGUAGAUUAUACAGCAUUAAUAUUAAAUAUGGUGGAGUUCGACAGCCUGAAAGCCAGCGUCCACUGUAGUGGACAUUUGUGUGGCCGUGACAGGGCUGGCAAUUUUUUAAACAGACCGAAAAGUAACGUCCACCACAAUGGACAUUGGUUCUCAGGAAGGAUGUAGAUUAUACAGCAUUAAUAUUAAAUAUGGUGGAGUUCGACAGCCUGAAAGCCAGCGUCCACUGUAGUGGACAUUUGUGUGGCCGUGACAGGGCUGGCAAUUUUUUAAACAGACCGAAAAGUAACGUCCACCACAAUGGACACUAGUUCUCAGGAAGGAUGUAGAUUAUACAGCAUUAAUAUUAAAUAGGGUGGGGUUCGACAGCCUGAAAGCCAGCGUCCACUGUAGUGGACAUUUGUGAGGCCGUGACAGGCCUGGCAAUGUUUUAAACAGACCGAAAAGUAACGUCCACCACAAUGGACACUAGUUCUCAGGAAGGAUGUACACCGAAAUUAAACAGCAUUAAUAUUAAAUAGGGUGGGGUUCGACAGCCUGAAAGCCAGCGUCCACUGUAGUGGACAUUUGUGAGGCCGUGACAGGGCUGACAAUUUUUUUAAACAGACCGAAAAGUAACGUCCACCACAAUAGACACUAGUUCUCAGGAAGGAUGUACACCAAAAUUAAACAGCAUUUAUAUUAAAUAGGGUUUGGUUUGACAGCCUGAAAGCAAACGUCCACUGUAGUGGACAUUUGUGUUGCCGUGACAGGGCUGGCAAUUUUUUAAACAGACCAAAAAGUAACGUCCACCACAAUGGACACUGGUUCUGAGGAAGAAUGUAGAUUAUACAGCAUUAAUAUUAAAUAGGGUGGGGUUUGAUGGCCUGAGACCCAACGUCCACUGUAGUGGACAUUUGUGUGGCCGUCACAGGGCUGGCAAUUUUUUAAACAGACCGAAAAGUAACGUCCACCACAAUGGACACUAGUUCUCAGGAAGGAUGUACACCGAAAUUAAACAGCAUUAAUAUUAAAUAGGGUGGGGUUCGACAGCCUGAAAGCCAACGUCCACUGCAGUGGACAUUUGUUCACAUAAUAGGGCUUAUUUAUUAAAAAAUAGAUAAAAAAACAAAGGUCCACUGCAGGAUACACACCAAGACUAUGCAGCAUUGUUAUUUAUAGACAAAAGUUUUACAUAAUUCCCACGGAAGCUUUCCAACUGGAGUUUUUUUUUUUUUUCCAACCUUUUUAAGAACUAACAUUGCAUGAUUUUUAUUCUCUUCUUUGCCCCUUUUAAUAUAGUUCUUCCUUCCUCCUCAUUCCACAAAUACCAGCUUUCACACACACACCUACGCCCGACAUUUUCAAAACAACAGCCCUCUCCUCACCUCUCUUUUAAAAAAGAAGGAAGCCAUUGUGUUGAAGGCCAACACGUCAUGUACAUAGAGUGGAAGUGUGGUCCGCAGGUGACGCCGACUUGACAGAUGGAAACGCACCUCAGGCUAUUUGGUGCCACAAAACUGAUGAAGGAAUUAUUUGUUGUACUUGGGAAACAAUGAAGUGUUUUCUGUGCUGCUUGAAUGGUGGCGCCAAUAUUUUGGGGUUUUUUCCGUAAGUCACCACUAGAUGGAAGCAUGCGUCAUUUCCUGGGCAGGUCACCUUCAGCUUGGCUAAAGUUUAGAGAUGAUGUCAUUGCAGGAGAAUUAAUACCAGAAUGACCACGCCCCUUUUGCAUUUCCUAUAAAGCCAGUGAGAGACCCUCUGCUGUCCUCAAAUGAACUCAUUUACAAGUCCAGAUGUACGGGAGGAGGGCUCAAGGGUAUCUAAUCAUCACACCGUCUCUUCACCUCCACGACCCUCGUCUCCUUUCUAUCUUUAAUCUGAUCUCUGUCCUCCAUGUGAUGCCUCAGCCAAAGCGAAACAUUUCUGAAUUGAUUCACCGGCCAAGCGGCAGGUGUCCUUUAAAUGUGAAGCAAACUUAGCGGCUGGUGUGUGUUAUUGAACCAAAGAUGUGCGCUGUGUUUACUGUACACUUUUGUCUUUAUUGUUGCCACGGUACAACAACCACUGCGGCCUGAUCAGCUGUGUCCUGUGUCGCAUCCUCCCUGUAUAUUUUGUACUGUAUAUAGUGUAAAAUAUGUUUAUAGUAUAAAUAUAUAUAAUAAAACAGAUGUGUUGCUUCUAAAUGUG